This is a messenger RNA of Parasteatoda tepidariorum (common house spider), 1784 nucleotides long. The record is from RefSeq and is a predicted model, not a curated record. NCBI's taxonomy places the organism in Eukaryota, Metazoa, Arthropoda, Arachnida, Araneae, Theridiidae.
GGAGUUGGCACUUGACUCCACCUCCUCGGACGCAGAGUUCAUUUCAGCGCGGGAGGAGAAACAUUUAUGCUCUUGAAAUUAAGGCAACCCUUAAUGCGCGCCAAACACAAAUAGCGAAUUCUUUUUCAGUCGCUUACAUCGCUAAUAAUACCUUUUUCUUACUCUAGCUAAUUAAAUAUAUUUUAAAUUUAAAAACUGUUCUUUUCCCAGCAAAAUGUUUCAGAAAGGACAAGCUAUUCAUUCAAAAGAGAGAAAUAUCAUAAAUAAUGUUACCAAAUUUUGCGAAGAUGAAGCCAGAGCGGGAACGUUUUCAAUUCCAAUUUCACAAGCUCAAAAACGUGCUGCUGCAGCUACUGGUGUUUCGCUUAGAACAAUUAAGCGAAUUAAAAAAGAAGAUAUCUCAAAUGGACUCUUAUCUUCCCCAGGAAAACAUCGCAAGCGUCCUGAAUAUAGAAAUGCAAUUUUAGACAAUUUUGAUCUCUGUGUUCUUCGAAACAUAGUUAAUGAGUUUUAUGCAGACAAAAAAAUUCCAUCUUUAUCCCGAUUGCUUCCUGAAGUGAAAAAAAGAAUAAAUUUUCCAUGGGAAAGAGGAACUCUGUGGAAAUAUCUCCAUAUUGCAGGUUUUCAAUAUAAACGUUGCAAAAACCAGAGGCACAUAUUAAUGGAACGAUCUAACAUUGUAAGCUGGAGAUUUCGUUUUCUUAGAGAAAUAAGAAAAUUUCGAGAAGAAAAAAGAAAAAUAAUUUAUUUAGAUGAAACGUGGCUGGACAGCAAUCUUUAUUUCAAUAAAUGUUGGACAGAUGAAAAAGUUGGCAUUAUUAUCAAAGAUAGUGCAGGAUAUCGCCUGAUUGUAGUGCAUGCUGGUUCCGAAUCCGGUUUCAUCCCGAAUGCCGGCUUGAUAUUUAGAGCAGGAUCUGCUUCUGGAGAUUACCAUGGACAAAUGAACUUUGAAAAUUUCGAAAAAUGGAUAAUUGAGAGACUGUUACCAAAUAUUCCUCCGAAUUCGGUCAUCGUUAUGGAUAAUGCAGCUUACCAUACAAAAGUGCUGAAUCCCGUACCAACAAAAAGUUCAACAAAAGAUAAAAUGUGUGUCUGGCUUGAGAAAAAGCAGAUUAUACACAAUAAGAAAAUGCGAAAAGUUGAAUUAUUUGAAUUAAUUACAGCAAAUGCUCCAACCGAAAAACAAUAUUGCAUUGAUGAACUCUUAAAAGAACAGGGUCAUGAUGUUUUGAGACUUCCCCCUUAUCAUUGUGACUUAAAUCCCAUAGAAUUAAUUUGGGCAGAUAUUAAACGUUAUGUUAGAGAAAGAAAUGUGGCUGCUGAUAUGAGUUUACAACGUCUUCAAAAUCUUGCUUCAGAAGCCAUACAAGAUAUUGGAAAUGAGAGAUGGAAAAAGCAUUGCACACAUAUAGAAAACAUAGAAAAAAAAUAUUGGAAAACUGAUGGAAUUGUCGAAGAAGUUGUGGAAAAUAUUUCUUUUUCCAUUGAUUCUGAUUCUGACACUGAGAGCGAUUUUAGUAGGGAUAGUUUUGACGAUGAAAUUUAAUUUAAUCUUACACUUUGUAGAUAAAUCAUAUAUGUUUGCAACGUUCAUUUGAAGAUGGGGUUUUUUGGACCUGGUGUAGGCGUUCCUACACCAGGGGGAUAAGUAAUAACAACAGCGCUCAUUUUUAAAAGCAAAGUAUGUGCUGAAUAUUUUUGUUUCAAAUUUUUUUAAAUAUAAUUAAACUAUAACAUAAUCAAGCAAUUCAGAUAAGUUUCUAAUUGAUAUUUAAUUUUUUUAU